This is a messenger RNA of Blastomyces dermatitidis ER-3, 4551 nucleotides long. RefSeq lists its product as uncharacterized. The coding region runs from base 852 to 1757 and encodes 301 amino acids. The transcript is spliced from 3 exons. NCBI's taxonomy places the organism in Eukaryota, Fungi, Ascomycota, Eurotiomycetes, Onygenales, Ajellomycetaceae. The record is from RefSeq and is a predicted model, not a curated record.
UGAGACGUGUCAAACACAGCUUGAAUAAACUGAACGAUUUUGAGGCGUGAGAUGUGGACUAUGUGGUUAUUCUGGGAUGUGAUAUUGAAUGAGGUGUUUUUGGGCUUGCAUUUGGGCUUGUCAAUGCAUACUGUGCGGCUCAAAAGGAGGCUUCUGAGUCACAGAUUCUAUAUAACAUUCAGGCUUGCGGGGUGUUGAGAUUACUUAUUCCAGUUCAAGCCAGAAGCCACUUUCCAGCAGCUAACUAAGAGCCGUGCAACAGAAGACAAGUCCAGCGCCAUUAUCUCCAGUGAACAGGUCACAAUAAUAUGAAAGGCGGGGCAGUAAUCAGCCCAAGUCGAUUCCUUUGCGCUCCUGACAAACAAAUUCUUGCUGCUAGAAAACUCGGUGGCUUUUGAACAGAGCGCCAUUUUCUGAACUUGGGAACCUGCUCACGCGAAUGAUAUGUCUGGAGUCGUGGGUCAGUGAGCUCGGAAGCGCCACAUUAGCGACUCUGACAAAGAUCGUGUCGGCUGUGCUGCUCUUCCUGCAUACUUGUCGCUCCAUGUUUGCAGCAAACCAUGGCUGUCGUACGGAGUAGUGAGCGCCUGGAUUGGACGACUGGCCAGCGUGGCUUAUGGUUUGGUCAAUGAGGAUCAUCGCUUCUUUCAGUAUGAUGAAAAUCUGGAAAGCCUCCGUCCGACUCGAUCAGCUCGUGUUGCGAUGGCGAAGGCUGCCACAAUUACUACUGGCUACUGUGUCGUUCGAGUUGCGCUCUUUUGGAGUUAUAUAUUCGUUCCUCUUCACUCAUUUCUGAGGGAGAACAUCGCUGGCAGUCGCUACACAUUGACUGAUUUAUUCUUCCAUUCAUUAUGCCUUCUGACACCUCCAUCCAACAAUCCCUGCUCGACACAAUCGAGCGCUCUUUCUACCAAAAGCUCCCUUCAGACUCCCAUCAGUCCGAGAGUCAAAGAACAGACCUCCAUCCACUGGAGAAGGACCAGGGAAUACUACCAAUCAGCUCUUCUUUAGAUCACUCGUAUCAACCACAUCCCAUAACCCCGGAACGACUAGAGAGUACAAACGAUACCCCACCACUCAGGCCCAGUCAACAGCAAGCCCCCGAACAUCAUCAAGGCCCGUUCAGCUAUCCCACCAGCGGAUUAAUAUUUAUGCUCCGCUGGGGCUGCGCAAUUCUCACAGUCGCAGCUACGAUUCUGUUCGGAAUCUGGGCUCCCCUGAGCUACCAGGAGACGAAGAACGCGAAUAAGGAUCACGAUGAAAUGCAGCGUGCCCUUAUCAAAUCCGCAAAAUCGGCUAAUGAUAUAGCGACAAGUGCACUUGAGGCUGCUUUUCUACAACUACAAAUUGCGACUGCGCAGGCGAGUGUUAUUGAAAAUUUACAGACCCAGUUGGCUGCUAUGGGACAGGUGGCACUGUUGCAAUUUUGCAAUGCGCAAACGAGAGGGGAUUUCGCGCCCUGCUCUUCCUUCAUCAACUCCGCCCAACUUGCCAGCCUGGUUUCUCAGAUUGCCACGCCGACUUCCACGCCGACUCCCACGAUAACUCGUCCCGCGCCAACCGAUUCUGCGCCGCCUAGACCUUCUCAUCACACUCCCUCCACAGGCGAUAACUAUUUAGAGAAUAGAUCGGGAAUGUCUAUCGCCUCCAUUCUUGGAAUCGUUUUCGGCGGCACUGCUGCGAUUGGGAUCCUCACGGGGUUCUUCGUCUGGAGGUACCAGCGUGGGAGGUUGGUGGCUUCUAGGCGGUAUCAGUGAGUGAAAGACGGUGUAGAGGAAUUGGACUCAUUUCAGAGCAAUGUAAUUAUAUUCAUGAGUUGGAUUGAAGAUACUGGGACAAUGUUAUAUGCAUUGAAUUCAUGCAGUACUGUCAGCCAGCAGAGCACCACAAACAGUGAAUACAAUUGGCCUACCUCACUGUGGGAUUGUAUAUCCUUAAUGUGACGAUGGUAUAGAUAUAGGUGCCUUGGGAGGCGGUCUUGACCCAUAGUAUUGAGAGAAGUGAGUGGCGUAGCAAUUGAUCGGCUGUUGAAGGAAUGUUUCUCACAAGCCCCAAACCGUUAGUUGCUGUGAAAACGGUUCACUGAAGAUUCUCUGAUUUGAUAGUAUAUGUUUGAAAGCAUUUACCCGAAUAUCACCUGAGCGAACCACCAGCAUGGUUAAUGGCAGGCUUGUCUCUAUGCACUGUAAAAUGGGCGGUGUGGAGUUCGAGGCAAAAUCUGUACUUAGAUCAUGCCUUGGUUGUGACGACACACUAGGUCAAAAUCGACUUGAGAUCAGGUAACCUUGGAAGAUCAAAGAGAGUUGAAUGAUGGUAAUGUCAAUACUGUACACUAAUUGUCCAAUGGGUUGGCGUGCUUCAAAUAGAAAUGGUAAAACGCAUUUCAAGAGAAUCAUUGACGAGCAUGUUUGAUUCACUCCAGACGACCUUGAGAGUCCAUAGGAACCAACUGGCGGGCGUGGGGGUUUAAGAGUCGCGGCGGUUGCUUUGGAUUCUUCAUAUUUCGAUCCAAAAGCAUCGAUCUCCAACACUCCCAACGUGGCACCAAUUCGGGUCAGCCAAGACAUCACUGCUAUAAUAUUCCUUGAAAUACACAGUUUGAGAGCUUGUGGUCUUUUUUCUUUCCUUUCUUUUCUCUUCAUUUCUUUCUUUUGUCGGUUCCUUGCGUCUAGGACUUUGUGUGAUUCCGUUCGUGGAAAAGGGAAAUCAGUCAGGGUAAAAAUAUUCCACAGACCAACAGGGUUUCGUAAUGUCCCGUGCAGCUCAAUUUUUGAGCAAGGAGAGCGGCAUACUGGCUCUCCCGAUAGGCAAUCACCAUGUCUUGGAUCUUUAUCAAUUACAUCCAGUUAAUUGUAAAGAGUCACCUGGGACUGGAGUGUCCCACGGCUGGCAGGGGUGUGUCAAGUUUUCCAGCCACGAAGCGUUAAACUUGACAAGGCUGAGUGAAGGCAAAGGAUGGAAAAACUUUCCUCUCCACAUGGAAAAGGUGUACGGAGUACACCAUGGGUAUUCCGUGUUGCUCUGCUCUAUAAGUUCCAACUUACGAGCCAUACCGGCCACCUUGGACAUCUGGUUGAACCCAUGUACCAUCCAUUUCCAGUACUCUCCGCCGCACUCCAUCAAAUCACCUGCGAUAUUUUUCGCAUCAUAAUCGCGACAAAUGCCUCAGAACUCUCAUGAGUGGGCUAAAAUAACUAAAGCGACCCUCUCACCGGUUUCAGUACAACUGAUUUUACUUCCACGCUCACUAUUUAACAUAAAUACUUGGAUUCAGCCAGAAAGCAACGUUUCUGAGGUGGAACAACCGAAUCAAGAUGAAAUGCUGCCAUUUGGCCUUGGCCUUGAACUGUUUCACCUUGUCACACUGUCUCGAUUCUCACUUAUAUCUAUACUUAUCGAGCUAUGGAAUCUAUUUCGCAUUUCGUGUUUAUCUUAAUCAAGUGACUAGUUAUAAGUGUGUUCAUUUGACCAGCAGCAAAAGCAAUCCUGGGUCUUGAAAUUAAGUUGAAUACGUUCCGCCAUUAUAUAGCUCCAAACUAUGUUGAAGGGGAAAUGGCAAAGUUGGAAAAGGAGAAAACAAGGGUUGGGAUCAAAAUUGUCGUAAAGUGGGAAAAUGAAAUUUUUUCAUUAUUUUUUAAGACUACUAAUAGCUUUGCAACUCGAUGCAUUUCAAGCAGAGCUUUGUUCAUAUGCACAUAUACUGCCCUCAUUUUGCCCCUGAAGCUUCUGUGCUCGAUCAAUAGCUAUAUCGCACAUUGCCUAUAUUUGUUUCAUCGGGAAGAAAGCAAAAUGCGGGUUAGUUCAUAACGUUGGUAUAUUACUUGUAUACAACCAACAUGGGGAACAUGCGAGUGGAGACGCAACGAGGAAUGGGCAAAAAGGCCUACCUGUAUAAUAUCCUCCUUCUCCUUUUCCACAUCGCCCCUCUCAAUUCGCCGUCGCAUAUCCUGCAUUAUAACAUCUCUACUACGUCCGUUUACGAAUACACUACAGCCACGAUUAUUAUUUAGCACGCUUUAUGGAUACAGGUUUUUCUUGCUUUUCUCAAAAAGGAAAAAGGGAAGGGGUGAAUAGCAUAGUAAUGAUAUUGACGGUACAUACACAUAUCUCAGCCCCGGAUAUUUCUCUUCAUACACACUAUUCAACUUCUUCAAGUCCGCCGCCUCUUCCUCUCUUCUCUUAUUAACACUCUCGUCCUGCCCCUCCCCUUCCCCCUUACUCGCAUUCAACCCCGCCUGCUCCUGUCGACUCAAUUCGCUCAGAUUCUCCUGCUUCUUCUCCCCUAGGCGCGGAUGUGCGCCUAAAAUCCCAUGCAGGACUUCUCUGUCCUUCGAAGAAUUUGCAGCGGAGAGCGCCAUCAUGCGUGCGCCGAUGGCGCUGAUGAGGGACUGAUAGGAAGAGAAUGUUUGGUGGGCGAGGAGGGGGAGGGCCAGCGUGUGCAGGUCUGUAGAGGACUCGAAGAGGGUGUCGAGUAUUUGUGUUUGGGUGGCUUUGGGGAGGUAGGGGAUGGUGGAGAUUGCGGGGAGGCAAGGCAUGGUUUGGAGCUUGGGA